This is a messenger RNA of Morus notabilis, 3014 nucleotides long. Its product is annotated as probable xyloglucan glycosyltransferase 5. Gene Ontology annotation, molecular function: glycosyltransferase activity. Lineage: Eukaryota; Viridiplantae; Streptophyta; Magnoliopsida; Rosales; Moraceae. Gene Ontology annotation, cellular component: Golgi apparatus. The transcript has 5 exons. Bases 463 to 2550 code for a protein of 695 amino acids. The record is from RefSeq and is a predicted model, not a curated record.
AUUUAAGGCAGAUUCUAUGUGCUGAGUCAAGUUAUAUAUUCACUUGGUUGUGUGAGCUUCUUUGGGAACACUUGAAGAAUAAUAAUACCCCACACGCAACAAGUAAGGGUCUUGCAGCUUGAGAUACCUUUCCCCAUAAUGUGGCUUUUCCUUUGCUGUUCUGGCUCUUUUUGAGAGUUUCUUAGAGCCUACAUUUUAAUACACUCUUUGUUGCUUCUUUUCACGCCUGCAUUUUGUUGUUGUGUAGAGUCAGAGAGAGAGAGAGAGAGCCUUGAAAUGGGUUCUGGAUUCUCUUAGUUUUGAUUGAGAAAUAGGGGAAUUCAGUUCUUUUUGGGUGUUUUCUGAAUUGGGUUUUGCUCAGUUUUCCAUUUUCAGAUCUGGGUUCUUGAAGAAAAAGAAAAAGGAAAAGAAAAAAUUGGGGAUUUUGGGUUUGUGUUUGCUGCUAGGUUUGUGUUUGAGAAAAUGGCUCCGAGACUGGAUUUUUCCAAUCUGUGGGCAAAGGAUAGUAUCCGGAAGGGGACACCUGUGGUGGUGACAAUGGAGAAUCCAAACAUUUCCGUUGUGGAGAUUGAUGGUCCAGAUGCUGCAUUUAGGCCUGUGGAGAAGAGCAGAGGAAAGAAUGCAAAGCAAGUGACUUGGGUCUUGCUUCUCAAGGCUCACCGAGCUGUCGGUGGCCUCGCUUGGCUGGCUACAGUUAUCUGGGCGUUGCUUGGUGCCAUUAAGAAGAGAUUAGUUCAUAGGCAAGGAGUGGAUGUGGAUACUGAGAAGUUGGGAAAGGGAAAGCUGCUAUUUAGAGUCAUUAAAGUGUUCUUGGCGACUUCCUUGGCAAUUCUGGCCUUUGAGGUGGUUGCAUACUUCAAAGGUUGGCAUUAUUUUCGGAAUCCAAAUUUGCAUAUUCCACGAACUUCUGAAUUGCAAGGGUGGCUCCACAUGGUCUAUGUUGCCUGGUUAACGUUCCGGGCUGAGUACAUUGCACCCACUAUUCAAGCUCUCUCGACUUUUUGCGUCGUCCUGUUCCUAAUCCAAUCGGCUGAUCGUAUGAUACUUUGCUUAGGUUGCUUGUGGAUAAAGUACAAGAAAAUUAAGCCAAGAGUUAAGGGGGAUCCUUUCGAAAUGAGUGAUGUUGAGAAAUCUGCAGGCUAUGAGUAUCCAAUGGUUCUUGUUCAAAUCCCAAUGUGCAAUGAGAGAGAGGUGUAUGAACAGUCAAUGUCUGCUGUCUGCCAAAUCGAUUGGCCGAAGAACCGUUUACUGAUUCAAGUUCUUGAUGAUUCCAGUGAUGAGAGCAUCCAAUGCUUAAUUCAGGCCGAGGUUGCCAAGUGGAGCCAAAAGGGUAUCAACAUAAGAUAUCGGCAUCGAGAAGUUAGAACCGGUUACAAAGCUGGGAACCUUAAGUCGGCAAUGAACUGUGAUUAUAUUAAGGACUGCGAAUUUGUAGCAAUUUUCGAUGCAGAUUUCCAGCCAAAUCCAGAUUUUCUUAAGCAAACCGUGCCACACUUCAAGGACAAACCCGAACUAGGUCUUGUUCAGGCUAGAUGGGCCUUUGUGAACAAGGAUGAGAACUUGCUAACGCGUCUCCAAAACAUUAAUUUAUGCUUCCACUUUGAGGUGGAACAGCAGGUUAAUGGGGUGUUCCUUAACUUCUUUGGUUUCAAUGGAACUGCUGGUGUUUGGAGAAUUAAAGCGCUCGAAGAGUCUGGAGGGUGGCUUGAAAGGACUACUGUGGAAGAUAUGGACAUUGCAGUCAGGGCCCAUCUCAAUGGUUGGAAAUUCAUCUUCCUCAAUGAUGUCAAGGUACUUUGCGAAGUUCCCGAGUCAUACGAAGCUUACAGGAAACAGCAACACCGCUGGCAUUCUGGUCCUAUGCAACUCUUUAGAUUAUGUCUUCCUGCAAUUUUAACUUCAAAGAUAUCAGCAUUGAAGAAGGCAAACAUGAUUUUACUAUUCUUUUUAUUAAGGAAACUCAUCCUUCCUUUCUAUUCUUUCACAUUGUUCUGCAUAAUUCUUCCGCUAACCAUGUUUGUCCCGGAAGCCGAGCUUCCUGUGUGGGUCAUAUGUUAUGUGCCUGUUUUCAUGUCAUUCCUCAACAUUCUUCCGGCUCCUAAAUCCUUCCCUUUCAUCGUUCCUUACCUCCUGUUCGAAAAUACCAUGUCUGUCACCAAAUUCAAUGCAAUGAUCUCUGGAUUGUUCCAGUUGGGUAGCUCUUACGAGUGGACGGUUACAAAGAAGACCGGUAGGUCAUCAGAAUCCGACUUACUGGCUGCUGCUGAGCGAGAAUCAAAGACAAUGAAUCAGUUGCAGAUCCACAGAGGAGCUUCUGAGAGCGAGCUUUUGGAGUUGAACCGACUUAUGGAACAGAAAGAAGUGGCUUCAGUGCCUGUUAAGAAAGUUAACAAGAUAUACAAGAAAGAACUUGCUUUGGCAUUCCUUUUGCUCACAGCUUCUGUUAGGAGCCUCCUAUCUGCACAAGGUGUCCAUUUCUACUUCCUUCUUUUCCAAGGAAUCACCUUUCUCCUUGUGGGUCUUGAUCUAAUUGGUGAACAAAUGAGCUAAGAAUGCAUGGGAAGCCAAAGAGAGCUAAGAAUGCAUGGGAAGCCAAAGAAAAGGAAAUCCCCAUUAUUUGUGGGAAAUCACAGUGAAGGAAUAACCUGUGAUUCAGUUACCCAACAAACUAGUUUGUUAUCCAUAUUUUAUUUGAUGGAAACUUGCUCAUUUUGACAAGCCAUAGGUAUUAAAUUUCUUCCUUUUGCUAGGUUGAGACAGAAUUUCUUGUUCUCGUUUUUCCACUUCAUAUUCAUUGUAGCUAUAUAUUGAUUCUUCCUUGGGUGUGAUUUGGUGUCUCAGAUCCAAGCCAUAUUUGUAUUGUAGCAUUGAAGCAGCCUGAGUGAAGUCUAAGAAGGUUGAUAUUUCCCGCUGCUUUUUUUGGUUCAUAGGUUCCAUUUGUCUCUACUUGUCUUGUGUUACCUUCCAUAUACAACAAAUAAGCUCUCUCAAAUGCCUUGUUUCUCUUUCUUUUC